ACCCCCGCCUUGUCCGGCUGCUCGCUCAGUUCUCACUCCACGUUCCACGCCGCGGCCUCGCUGCCCCGCGAGAGGCAGCCCCGCGCUCGCUGCGUGCGCCCGCGCGCCUCGCACCUCGCGCGCUCGCCCGGCUCUCCCCACGCGCGCGCGCCCCGCGCACGGACACACGUUCGUUUCCCCUCGCGCCUUCGGCUCUCGGCGGCGGCGGCGGCGGGCGGACUGCGCGGGGCCACACCGUAGCGGCCGCCGCGGGCUGGCCGGCCGGCCAUGGAGGCAGAUGGGGCUGGCGAGCAGAUGAGACCGCUACUCACCCGGGUAACCAGCAGGGGUCCUGAUGAAGAAGCUGUUGUGGAUCUUGGCAAAACCAGCUCAACUGUGAACACCAAGUUUGAAAAAGAAGAACUAGAAAGUCACCGAGCUGUAUAUAUUGGUGUUCACGUCCCAUUUAGUAAAGAGAGUCGUCGACGUCAUAAGCAUCGUGGACACAAGCAUCACCACCGGAGAAGAAAAGAUAAAGAAUCAGAUAAAGAAGAUGGACGGGAAUCUCCUUCUUAUGACACUCCAUCCCAGCGAGUCCAGUUCAUCCUCGGGACGGAGGAUGAUGAUGAGGAGCACAUCCCGCAUGACCUCUUCACGGAGAUGGACGAGCUGUACUACAGAGAUGGCGAAGAGUACGAAUGGAAAGAAACUGCCAGAUGGCUGAAAUUUGAAGAGGAUGUUGAAGAUGGUGGUGACCGGUGGAGUAAACCCUAUGUGGCAACUCUCUCUUUGCACAGUCUUUUUGAACUAAGAAGUUGCAUCCUAAAUGGAACAGUCAUGCUGGAUAUGCGAGCAGGCACUCUAGAUGAAAUAGCAGAUAUGGUAUUGGACAACAUGAUAGCCUCUGGCCAGUUGGAUGAGUCCAUUAGAGAGAAUGUCAGAGAAGCCCUUCUGAAGAGACAUCAUCAUCAGAAUGAGAAAAGAUUCACCAGUCGGAUUCCCCUUGUGCGAUCUUUUGCAGAUAUAGGCAAGAAACAUUCUGACCCUCACUUGCUUGAAAGGAAUGGGGAAGGCCUUUCAGCCUCCCGCCACUCUUUGCGAACAGGCCUGUCUGCCUCAAACCUUUCACUGAGAGGAGAAUCACCUUUAUCUCUUCUUCUCAGUCAUCUUCUCCCUUCUGCGAGAGCUGGAACCCCUGCAGGCUCGAGGUGUACAACCCCAGUGCCCACCCCUCCAAACAGCCCUCCUUCUAGCCCUAGCAUCAGUCGCCUGACCUCCAGAAGUUCCCAACAGAGUCAGCUGCAGGUCCCAGAACUACUGGUUUCUCCUGCCAGUGAUGAUAUUCCCACAGUAGUAAUUCAUCCGCCAGAGGAAGACUUAGAAUCAUCGAAAGGCCAGGAGCAGAAGAAUGAGGAAAAUGUUGACAUAACUCCAGGUAUUUUGGCCUCUCCACAGUCUGCACCUGGAAACUUGGACACUAGUAAAAGUGCCGAAAUUAAAGGUAAUGGAGGUGGAGGAAGCAGAGAAAAUAGUACUGUUGACUUCAGCAAGGUUGAUAUGAAUUUCAUGAGGAAAAUUCCUUCGGGAGCUGAGGCAUCCAAUGUUCUGGUGGGAGAAGUAGACUUUUUGGAAAGACCGAUAAUCGCGUUUGUGAGACUGGCUCCCGCUGUUCUCCUCUCAGGGCUGACUGAAGUCCCUGUUCCGACCAGGUUUUUGUUUUUGUUACUGGGUCCAGCAGGCAAGGCACCACAGUACCAUGAAAUUGGAAGAUCAAUAGCCACUCUCAUGACGGAUGAGAUUUUUCAUGAUGUAGCUUAUAAAGCAAAAGACAGAAAUGACCUCUUAUCUGGAAUUGAUGAGUUUUUAGAUCAAGUAACUGUCCUACCUCCAGGAGAGUGGGAUCCUUCUAUACGCAUAGAGCCACCAAAAAGUGUUCCUUCUCAGGAAAAGAGAAAGAUUCCUGUAUUUCCCAAUGGAUCUGCCCCCAGCUCGGGUGAAACUCAUAAAGAGGCUGCUGACCAUGCUGGGCCUGAGCUACAGAGAACUGGACGGCUUUUUGGUGGUUUGAUACUUGACAUCAAAAGGAAAGCACCUUUUUUCUUGAGUGACUUCAAGGAUGCAUUAAGUCUGCAGUGCCUGGCCUCGAUUCUUUUCCUAUACUGUGCCUGUAUGUCUCCUGUAAUCACUUUUGGAGGGCUGCUUGGAGAAGCUACAGAAGGCAGAAUAAGUGCAAUAGAGUCUCUUUUUGGAGCAUCAUUAACUGGGAUUGCCUAUUCGUUGUUUGCUGGGCAACCUCUAACAAUAUUGGGGAGUACAGGUCCAGUUUUAGUGUUCGAAAAAAUUUUAUUUAAAUUCUGCAGAGAUUACCAGCUUUCCUAUUUGUCUUUAAGAACCAGUAUUGGUCUGUGGACUUCUUUCUUGUGCAUUGUUUUGGUUGCCACAGAUGCAAGCAGCCUUGUGUGUUAUAUUACUCGAUUUACGGAGGAGGCUUUUGCAGCUCUCAUUUGCAUCAUAUUCAUCUACGAGGCUUUGGAGAAGCUCUUUCAUUUAGGAGAAAUAUAUGCAUUUAAUAUGCACAACAAUUUAGAUGAACUGACCAGCUACUCAUGUGUAUGUAUUGAACCUCCUAAUCCUAGCAACGAAACUCUGAAGGUGUGGACGGAAAAUAAUAUAACGGCACAUGAUAUUUCCUGGGGGAAUCUCACUGUCUCUGAAUGUAAAACCUUUCACGGUGUAUUUGUAGGAUCAGCUUGUGGUCAUCAUGGGCCUUAUAUUCCAGAUGUGCUCUUUUGGUGUGUUAUCUUGUUUUUCACAACAUUUUUUUUGUCCUCAUUCCUCAAACAAUUCAAGACCAAGCGCUAUUUUCCUACUAAGGUGCGAUCGACAAUCAGUGACUUCGCUAUAUUUCUCACAAUAGUAAUAAUGGUCCUAAUUGACUACCUUGUAGGAGUUCCUUCUCCUAAACUUCACGUUCCUGAAAAAUUCGAGCCUACUGAUCCAAAUAGGGGCUGGAUUAUAAAUCCAUUGGGAGAAAAUCCUUGGUGGACCUUAUUAAUAGCUGCUGUUCCGGCUCUGCUGUGCACCAUUCUCAUCUUUAUGGAUCAACAAAUUACAGCUGUAAUCAUAAACAGAAAAGAGCACAAAUUGAAGAAAGGAGCUGGCUAUCACCUUGACUUGUUCGUGGUCGGAGUUAUGUUGGGAGUGUGCUCUGUCAUGGGACUUCCAUGGUUUGUGGCUGCAACAGUGUUGUCGAUAAGUCACGUCAACAGCUUAAAACUUGAAUCUGAAUGUUCUGCUCCAGGGGAACAACCCAAGUUUUUGGGAAUUCGUGAACAGCGGGUCACGGGGCUAGUGAUUUUCAUUCUAAUGGGCCUGUCUGUGUUUAUGACUUCAGUACUAAAGUUUAUUCCAAUGCCUGUUCUCUAUGGUGUUUUCCUUUACAUGGGAGUUUCCUCAUUAAAAGGAAUCCAGUUUUUCGACCGUAUAAAAUUAUUUGGCAUGCCUGCUAAGCAUCAGCCCGACCUGAUAUACCUCCGCUACGUGCCUCUCUGGAAGGUCCACAUUUUCACGGUCAUUCAGUUUACCUGUCUGGUUCUUUUGUGGGUAAUCAAAGCUUCGGCUGCUGCCGUAGUUUUUCCCAUGAUGGUUCUUGCAUUAGUCUUUGUACGUAAGCUCAUGGAUCUGUGUUUCACAAAGAGAGAACUAAGUUGGCUUGAUGAUCUCAUGCCAGAAAGUAAGAAAAAGAAAGAAGAUGACAAAAAGAAAAAAGAGAAAGAGGAGGCUGAACGAAUGCUUCAAGCUGACGACGACACUGUGCACCUUCCGUUUGAAGGGGGAAGUCUCUUGCAGAUUCCGGUUAAGGCCCUGAAAUAUAGUGUUGAUCCCUCAGUUGUUAACAUAUCAGAUGAAAUGGCCAAAACUGCACAGUGGAAGGCACUUUCCAUGAAUACUGAGAAUGCCAAAGUAACCAGAUCUAACACGAGCCCUGAAAAACCUGUGAGUGUGAAAAUAAAUAUUGAAGAUGAACCAACAAAGAAAUACAUGGAUGCUGAAACUUCGUUAUAGAAUUGAACCAAGAGGAAUUAUAUAUAUAUAUAUAUAUAUAGAUAUACAGAUACAUACAUAUAUAUAAUGUGUGUAUUUCAUGUCACUAUAACAAUAUUGUAUGUCAUGCUAUUUAUGCGUGACCACUUGGUUUUUAAAAGUGGUGUCUGAAGUUUGUUAGGGGUGCCAUGGAGACUGUGUAUAUAAAGAAAUAGUCUUUUAGAAGUGAGGUAUAUGGUUCUUACAAUUCAAAUAUUUAUUGUGAUGAAAAAAAUUGUUCUGUUCAAUAGAAAGAUGUGGGGAAAUGCAUUCAAUGUACAUUUACUUAAAUUUGUUUAUCAGUGACAAUUCAUGCCAAUCUUAAGUGAUGUGUACUUUGUCCAUAUAUUUCUAAUUUUAACUUGAGUUACACACAUUAUUUCACUUGUGUUAGUGCUUUAUGGGAAGAACAGGGGAUCGUAUGCCAGUGCUGUGGGACAGAAUAUGAACAUGUCAUGGCUUCUCUUUGUGUGUUUCAUUUAUGUAGAUGCCCAUCAUGUUUCACAAGCGAUGGAAUUUUUUCGCUAUAGAGGUAGAACAAUGGAAACUUUCUAGAUAAGAACUAUAUUUUUGACCCUUUUUUAAAAAAUUAAUUUUAAAUCUUUAAGACCUCCACAGCUAGGAUUCAUUCAGAUAAGUAAAAUUGCAGAUGAUUUAUAAUUUAACUCCCAUCCCAGUCAUACAUUUAUGAAUUUUAGAAACUAAGAAAUGCUAGUUACAGUAGUUAAAUUUUGUUACCUUUGUAGAAAUUUUUUUCUGAUUUCUAAUACUUUAUUAGAGCCCAGAGUGCUCACUCUAUUCUCUGCCUUUGCUGUCUUUUACUUAAGUGUUUAGUUUGUAUCAGGUUCAAGGUUUUGAUUAUUUUUCUAUUAUAAGUAGUACGAUGAAAUAAUCAGGAGUCAGAAUUCUCUUAAAUGGGUUUAUGAUCAGUAUUACUUUAUUCUAGUAGGAUUUACCUUUCAUUUUCUGUUUACAUUGUUCUUUCUAUUGUAAGAUAAUAUUUAAUAGAUUGUUAUAUGUGAUUUCAUUUUUAAAUAUUUUAUUUAUUUUAAUUGAUAUGAUGCUUAUGUAUUAUAUACAAACAUUUGAAAAGGUAACAAAUAUAGAGUAAAUUGUUAAUGUAAAUAGUUGGUGCUCAUUGCAUUUACAGUUUAUUACCUGAAAGCAGUUGACAGAUUUUACAUCUUUAUAUAAAGCACUGCCAUAUUUGUAUUUUAAAAGGAAUUUGGAAAUUUUAUGUAUAGCUCAGAUUGAUGGCAUUCUUUCCGUUUUGUGUUAGUAUUUGUUACUUAAUUUUUGAUCUUCUGAGCUGUCUUUUAACUUCUAGCAAAUCUUUUUAGUCACCUUUUUUCUACUCUUAGCUCCACAUGAAAUAAAUAAAUGUUCUUGUUAAGCCUGUAGGACUGGAUGAAUGGGGUUGUGAAACUAAUUUGGCAAGAGGAUAGUUUAAUGACAGCUAAAUGAAUAUUGAGAAGCCCCAGAAAUAUUUAAAAUAGUGGCAUGAAUAGUAGGAUGAAAAUAUUAAUGAAAUUACAAUGCUCCCUUUAAUCAUUUGUAAUUAAAGCACAAGAGUAUGAAGAAUGAUCUUAUAUAGAGGAUCAUGAGAAAUGCCCCAAAAAUGAUAUUUUAGCAAUUCGGAAUGCUUUUAAAAUUUAUUCUAAAAUACUUAAUAACUAAUGUAAUUUACCCGUCUGAGACUGUAUUAUCAGAUUCUAGUUAAAAUAACAGAUUUAACUUAUGCCUCAGAUGGGAGGUUGCAAAUGUAGCCACCUUUAAAUAGAAAAUAUAGCUGGCAUCAUUUGGUACUGCCUAAAAAAGAGUUCUGCUCUAUUUACAGUUGGUAACAGAGUAUGUAUUACCCACGGUGCUUGUUAUUGUUCUUGCGCUUCCAUUGAAGUGGUUCCUUUUUGUUCAUAGCAGCAUCAUCAUUUCCAAAGACCCCCAGUAUUUGCUGCUGUAUUUUGUAAACUCCCCUGAUGUACAUGAAUAGGAGGAUUUCCUCACAUAAUUUCCUUAUGUCUGGACAUCAUAGGGUUAACAAAUGUGCGUUAUUUUAUAGGAUGUAAUUUUAAAAUUUAAACUGAAAACUACCUGGGAUCAUAGUGUUUUCUGUGAUUUUAUUUAAUUAUGUAUAGUGAUUGUCCAGUGCCAGAAAAACCAUGACUUGCAAAAUACUUUGCACUCAAAAUAUUUUUAGUAUGUUUCAAAUUUGAUAAUGGUUUCUGCUUUCUUUUGACUACUUGACUUAUAAAAUGAUUUGAUAUGACUACUCCAUUGAAGAGCAAAGGUAACUCAAGUUUAAGUAAUUAACUGCUUGUUUUAUAUGGUUAUAUUAUUCCACUAUUUUUGAAAAAUAACAAUCAUGGAUAGCAUUCAUUGCCAGAGAGUGAGAAAUAUAAUUUACUACAUAUAUUGAUUCUCAAAUGUUGCCUUAAAUAGGUGGAAAUGAGCAGUAAUAAUUGCUAUGUACUGAUUUACCUCAAGGUGCAAAAUAAUUCAACCUGUACAUAUUCCAUUUACGAAAUAAGUUCACAGACACAGCUCUGCACUUUCUUAGAUGCCUUGGUUUCCAGGAUGGAGCUUAGUGCUACUGAAUACCCUGGCCCCAGAGCCACCUCAGGAUAUUCUCUCCACCCUAUUUUAUUUAUUUAUAGACACUGCUUACAAAGACUAUAAUGAAUCCUGAUGCUGACCAUCUGAAAUUUCCUUUUUUUGAAUGCUACUUCAUUCUAAAAUAGCAGCUUUUGAGAAAACAGUGAACUAAUUUCAUUAUGAUAAAAGGAUGAGUCUGUAUAUUCUCUAAUAAUAUUAGGUAUGCUGAGUGAAGCACACAAUCUUUCUAAUGGUGUUUGUGUGCGUGUGCGUGUGUGCGUGUGUGUGUGUAUAAGUGAUUUAUCAAAUCUUAAAUCUCUCAAGUUGUUUAACAAAGCUGUGGCGUAUCAACGUUCACAUUUGCCAAGUCUUCUGUAAAACACGUAGGACAAAUUUUUUUAAUGUCCUAAUGUGUGUAUUCAUAAAGCAGAUUUCUUUACCACUCAAGAUUAACUUUUGUUUUUUUCAUCCAAAAACAUUUCUUCUUUUUUCUUCACAUACUUAAAAUUUAUUGUAUGUAUAUAAUAGCUUUCUUUUUCCUUUUACAAAGACAGGCUCAAAAUUCUGUACAAAGAGAAAAUGGUUUCUGAAACUGAGGUAUGACAUCAGAGCUUGCUGUCUUGUUAGGAUUAUAUCAUGUACAUCAGUUCUGUGAAUGUGCUCAAGAAUUUUACAUGUGAAUCCUGUUUUAAAGUGCUCCGAUUUCAGAUACGUCAGCCAUUGAUACAACAUUUUAAUUAAAAAAAUGUUUAAUUUAAUGUUUUAAAUUUAUUUAUGUAGAUCACAUUGUUGUUAUAUGCAGUACAAAUAUGUGAAAUGUCUUUUGGUUUAGUCCGACAAUUAUUUAUUUUUUAGAAAGUAAACUUAAAGACUUGAAGGACAUUCAAAAUUUAAAAUAGUGUUCAGAAUUAAAAAUUUGGCAAUUUAAUGUAAAGUUGAUUCUUUUUUAACUUUUCAAAAAAUAAUAUAAGUAUCAAUAGGAAAGCAUAUUUGGAAAUGGAAUCAUCUAAAGAUCAUUUUAAAAAUUUAAUUUAUCAGCACAUAUUGACUUCUAUAGUUGACUUAGAAUAAUUGUUAAACCCCAGUUGUUUUUUAAAUCAGAUUUUUGUGCAUUGGUUGGUUUUUGUGUUUUGGCUUUUCUUUUGUUGCUUUAAUAUUGAAAGUUUUUGUUUUGUUUUGAUUUUUUCUGUAGAGGGGGUUAUCUUCCAAUGUUUACUAUGUUUAAAUAAGUAGAAAUUGAAUUUUAUUGUUCAUUUAUGUAAUAUUUGAUAGCUUGGUAUAAUUUCACAGUACAAUUCUAAUUUUUAUGACUUUUAUAAUUACAAUGAUAUUUUCUUUUGUAAUAAAAUCCAAAGUAAAUUAAACAUUUAAAACGUAGAACUGAUAUUUUUCAUUUAUAUGAAGUACAAGUCUCUACCAAGUCUAAUGUGAAUGGCCCUGCCUUUUAAAUUUGUUUUAUAAUUGUCAGAAGAAAACUAUUUUUUGGAGAUGUUAUUGAAGUUGAAAGAGCAAUAAAAGUCUACUGAAUUA
This is a messenger RNA of Myotis daubentonii (Daubenton's bat), 8184 nucleotides long. RefSeq names its product solute carrier family 4 member 7 (gene SLC4A7). The record is from RefSeq and is a predicted model, not a curated record. NCBI's taxonomy places the organism in Eukaryota, Metazoa, Chordata, Mammalia, Chiroptera, Vespertilionidae. Gene Ontology annotation, molecular function: monoatomic anion transmembrane transporter activity; solute:inorganic anion antiporter activity; sodium:bicarbonate symporter activity. Gene Ontology annotation, cellular component: plasma membrane; apical plasma membrane; basolateral plasma membrane. The transcript has 26 exons. Gene Ontology annotation, biological process: auditory receptor cell development; monoatomic anion transport; transmembrane transport. The coding region runs from base 268 to 4044 and encodes 1258 amino acids.